GCGGAUGACCGGACCAAGAUGGCGGCCGCAUUUCUCGACAGCGCCCAUUCAUGGUAGCGGCCGAUGCGGGGUCUAUCUUUUAUUAUGUCUAUGGUGGCCACUUGGCGCCACUGUGAGCUGACACCAGAGAAGAAGAAGCACUUACCCGGAUGAACAGUACAUAAGACAGGAAAAGGCCCUUGAUCAGUCUUUCCGUGAGGAGCUAACCACGUUGAUAGCUUGGUAGCAGUCGUUCCUGGCUCACCGCUGUUCGUUUAAGAUUUUCCCGAAUAAGUCGGCCAGGAAUAAUCACAAUGGUAUGUGUUUUUAAAUUGUAAUUUAUGUUCCCGUCCUGGGCAUAUUUUUACGGUGUGUCCUUGGUCUAAAAAGUGAGUUUAACGCGGUAAAAUCCCGGCAUGCUAUUUGCUAACGCUAACAAGCUGUCUUGUUUCGCAAACAGAAUUAUUGUGUCAUGUUGUCAUGGUCGGUGAAUGAGGUUGUGGGGGAAAUAUGAUGCAAAGAGAUCUCACUCUAAGAGCAAAGCUUAGAGUGAGAUUUCCUUGGGGGGGGGGGGGGGUUAUGAGUUUAUAUGCCAUGAGGUGUUGAGGUCUCUGCAUGUGUAGGUCACUGAGUUACUGUAAUCAUCGGGUCUUUCUCGUCCUUAUGAAACCUGCUCUAUUACGGCGAGUGUCUGUCUUCUUCUGUAGUCAAACCGCAAGAUAUCAAAAUACCCGGAUACAGCAAUGCUGUUUUUUAAUUUGCUGUUCAGUAGAUAUACUUUAUUUGAUUGGCUUGCGCGUGGCACGCAGCUUCUGAACUCUCGGAGGAACUCAGUUGAUUUCUACCUGUUCCAUAGUUAAAGAGGUGCAACUUGGUGGACAUCACCAUGGUCAUUUAAGUGCGUGAGAAAUACAAUGUGUGGCGUGUGAACGGGUGGGAAAGCGUGUGUCACAUGCUGAAUGCGUGAGACUUGAGAGCCCUGAACUCUAAUCUGCAUCUCAUUGCGUAACUGGUAUAUCAUCAACUUUAAAGAGCUCCAAAAUCAGUUUUACAAACCAUUUUUAGAAAACCAUUAGGGAUCAGGCUUUUCAUUUUGAGUAUUGUUCCAUAACUUCUCCCCAACAAUAGACACGCACCUCCUUUUUUUUAAAUGUUGUAACUCCUCAAUCAUUAUAGUGACCCUCAUGAACUGCCUGGAAGUGACUGUGAUUUGGCUCCAUCAUAAUUUGCAUUAUUUUGUGUUAAAAUAUGUCAUUAAAUUUUAUUACAUUGGACUUUAGACAGUGGGUUUGUGUGAGCAGAAAAAUCAGUCUUACUGACGUGUGGCUUUUUUUUUCAUCUUUUAUAAUUGUCUACAGUCAAGUUGGAGGUCUUUUAAAAUAUUAAAUCCAUUUUGGAUCACGUCAAAAGACCUGUGAUUUGGCUGUUUUGACAGGCACGUUGGAAAAUUUCAGUUAACACUCAGUUUGUAAAGCAAAAUUAUAUCCUAAAUAAGUUAUUAUAAUUCAUUUGUAUGGUACCCUUCUAAAAACAAGAGGUUUCCAAAGUUUUGUGUUUCAAAGUUCUCUGGGUUGAUUUUAUUAGUUUUCAAAUCUCUGUUUUACACCUGCAGGCUUUCAAGGACACAGGCAAGGCACCCGUUGAGACCGAGGUCGCCAUCCACCGUAUCCGCAUUACCCUCACCAGCCGUAACGUCAAGUCUCUGGAGAAGGGUGAGUCCACUUUGAGUGGUUUGAGUUGAAGCUGAAGCAGACCUGAGCUAUGAGGAUAUAAUUAAUAUCCGAAGAACCCUGACGACUGUAUACGCUAUUCUGAGCCAUGGUUUUAACACCAUCAGCUGAAUGUUUCUGUCAGAUCUUCGUGCUGAAGUUUUCUGUUUUCUCAGUGUGCGCAGACUUGAUUCGUGGGGCCAAGGAGAAGAACCUGAAGGUGAAGGGACCUGUCCGCAUGCCAACCAAGGUACUGGAGUACACAGAUGCAGAGACCAGCACUAAAAUCUGAGGCAGUUGCAACCUUUAACAUAACACCACCACGUUCUUUUACAUUGGUCCCACUGAAGUCUGUCCUCUACUGUCUCUCUGCAGACUCUGCGUAUCACCACCAGGAAGACCCCUUGUGGUGAAGGAUCCAAAACCUGGGAUCGCUUCCAGAUGAGGAUCCACAAGCGCCUGAUUGAUCUGCACAGCCCGUCUGAGAUUGUCAAGCAGAUCACCUCCAUCAGCAUCGAGCCCGGUGUGGAGGUUGAGGUGACCAUCGCAGAUGCAUAGCUGAUGCAGAUUUUCAAUAAAGAAACUGAAACUGAGCCCUGUCUUUUUUUUGUUUGUUUGUUUGUUUUGACAUCACCCUAUUAAAAUAAUGACCCAUGUCAUUUUUUGACGACAAAAAGUUUUUGGCCUAAAUCCUAUCUUGGUAAUGCAUUAUCAAUUUUAAAAGGAGGAUGACAUUUUACAUCUAAAAGGCUUUAUCUGGGACCGGGAUCUUUUUUUUUUUUUCUUGUACCUAUUGGCAAAUCACUUAUUUGAGCGCAACAUGAGUAACAUUAAAGUCCUGUCAUUACACAUCCAACUCAGAUUAAGUUUAGUGAUAUUUCUGUCAGCAUAAUUCACAAAAGAAACUAUCGUAUUCACGUGUGAAAAUUAAAAUGCAUCAAGCUUGGUUUUGGUUGUAAUUCUAAUAACUUGAGCAAAUAUUGUUUGACUAUUAGAAGUCCAGUAACUCCUCAACUUAAUAUUUUUUAAAAUUUCUCAAAAGUAAAAUGCAAAUAUGUCCAACUUCUGAGAAGUAUUUAUGCAAUAAAUACACUCCUCAAAAGAAAUGAAGGAAACCUGUAAUAAAGGGGACCUGCCGUCAAAAUUUCA
Xyrichtys novacula (pearly razorfish) is the source of this 2837-nucleotide messenger RNA. The record is from the annotation of a GenBank genome assembly. NCBI's taxonomy places the organism in Eukaryota, Metazoa, Chordata, Actinopteri, Labriformes, Labridae.